AUUAGAGUGUCGACACGACGCCAUGCUCCUGGUGCGUCAGCUGUUUGGCUCAUCAUCCAAUUCGUGGGUGCGCGCCCUCAUCAUCUUUGUGCUCGCCUGGGCGGUGCUCGUCUAUGUGUUUGUGCUGAAGCUAACCAAUAGCCAGGCCCAGAAUCAAAGCCAUCAAACAAUCUCUGCCAGUGAUAAUGAGCACAAUGCGCGGCGCAUCAAUCAGGCGCUGCAGCUGCUGGAGCACACGGAGCGACGCAACGAGGAGCUCAAGCUGCUCAUCGAUGAGCUGAUGAGCGAACAGCUGGAUAAGCAGAGCGCCAUGAAGCUCAUCCAAAGGCUGGAAAAUGAUUCGCACAAUGCAAAGCAAUCAAUGGGCGAUGAUACGCUCUUCGAGGUGAUUCCAGCCGAUGCCGCUGGACAGGAUCAACAGCAUCAGCAGCAACAGCCGCAGCCACAGCCGCAGCAAUUUGGCUCAGAUGCUGCCGGCCAACUGCCUGGGCAGCCGGGCAUUGAGCCCAGCUUGGAGUACGAGUUGACGCGGCGACGCAUCCAAACGAAUAUCGCCGAGAUUUGGAACUACUUCAGCAGCGAGCUGGGCAAACUGCGCAAAGCUGUCGGGCCCGGCAACUCUGAGCUGGAGGAGUCCAUACAGCAGGUGCUGCUGCAGGGCGCCGAUCACAAACGCUCGCUGCUGAGCGAUAUGGAGCAGCUGCGGCGCGUCGAUGGCUACGAGGCCUGGCGCCAGCAGGAGGCCAAAGACUUGAGCGACCUGGUGCAGCGGCGACUCCAUCACCUCCAAAAUCCCAGUGACUGCCAAAAUGCUCGCAAACUUGUCUGCAAGCUGAACAAGGGCUGCGGCUAUGGCUGCCAGUUGCACCAUGUGGUCUACUGCUUCAUCGUGGCCUAUGCCACAGAGCGCACGCUGAUACUAAAGUCGCGCGGCUGGCGCUAUCACAAGGGCGGCUGGGAGGAGGUGUUCCGUCCGGUGUCCGAUAACUGUCAGGACGCGGGCACAGCGUACGCCUAUAAUUGGCCGGGCAAGUCGAAUACUCAGGUGCUGGUGCUGCCGAUCAUUGACUCGCUGAUGCCACGCCCACCCUACCUGCCACUCGCCGUGCCGGAGGAUUUGGCGCCACGCCUGAAGCGCCUGCACGGCGAUCCCAUCGUCUGGUGGGUUGGACAGUUUCUCAAGUAUCUGCUGCGUCCGCAAACGGAAACGCGCGACUUCCUUAACUCGGGCAUGCGCAAGCUGGGCUGGGAGCGUCCCAUUGUGGGCGUUCAUGUGCGACGCACGGACAAGGUGGGCACCGAGGCGGCCUUCCACGGCAUCGAUGAGUAUAUGACGCAUGUGGAGGACUAUUAUCGCACUCUCGAGAUUAAUGGGAGCAGCGUGGUGCGUCGCAUCUUUCUGGCCUCCGACGAUGCGCGGGUCAUCGUGGAGGCACGCAAGAAGUAUCCGCAAUAUCAGAUCGUCGGCGAUCCGGAGGUGGCGCGCAUGGCGGCCGUCUCGACGCGGUAUACGGAUACCGCCCUGAAUGGCAUCAUUCUGGACAUUCAUCUGCUGUCCAUGUCCGACUAUUUGGUGUGCACCUUCUCCUCGCAAGUCUGCCGCGUGGCGUACGAGAUAAUGCAAACGAUGUAUCCGGAUGCGGCGUAUCGUUUUAAAUCGCUGGACGAUAUCUACUAUUACGGCGGACAGAAUCCGCACAAUCGACGGGCGGUCAUUCCGCAUAAGCCGCGCUCGCACGAGGAUCUGCAACUGAAGGUCGGCGAUCUCGUCUCGGUUGCGGGCAAUCAUUGGGAUGGCAACUCCAAGGGCAAGAAUACGCGCACCAAUCAGGGCGGACUCUUCCCCUCCUUCAAGGUGGUCGACAAGGUCGAAACGGCCAAGCUGCCAGUCUAUCCGGGUGUCUAAGCUCUCUACCGAAUGUCGGAUAUCUGAUAUCGAAUACCGGAUAUCCUGGAUAGCCAGCCGACCCCAUCCAGAACCUUCUCUGCUGAAUCUCAAUUUAAAAUUCUGCUCCGCCGCAUUCCAAGUGUUUGUGCAUCUUAAAUUCUGGUUAACAUCGCCAAAAACUAACAAAAGAACAGAAACGGAAAAUCUCAAAUCUAUUCAAAUGCUCUAAUCUCUUUUCCUGGAAUGUGGAAUCGAUCAAUGUUCCACACGAUUCCAUUUGUUGCACUAAUUCUAUGCAUUUUCCUAAGCCGAAGAAAUUAGAAAAA
Molecule: messenger RNA, 2214 nt
Organism: Drosophila arizonae
Lineage: Eukaryota; Metazoa; Arthropoda; Insecta; Diptera; Drosophilidae
Gene: FucT6
Product: alpha-(1,6)-fucosyltransferase 8
Biological process (GO): protein N-linked glycosylation
Cellular component (GO): Golgi cisterna membrane
Molecular function (GO): glycoprotein 6-alpha-L-fucosyltransferase activity; protein binding
Source: RefSeq, a predicted model, not a curated record